AUGGAGUACGUCCUAAUCACAGGAUGCAGCGAUGGCGGCAUCGGCUCAGCCCUGGCCCAAUCAUUCCACGACAAGGGCCUCUAUGUCUUCGCCACAGCUCGAGAUAUCUCCAAAAUCCAAAAUCUACGAGACCUCGCCAAUAUCACCUUCCUACAGCUAGAUGUGACCUCCCCCGCAAGCAUUGCCACAGCGUACAAAAUAGUCGAAAACGAGACGAAUGGCAAACUACACUAUCUCAUCAACAAUUCAGGCGCGGGCUUUGUGAUGCCCCUCUUGGACUCUGAUAUUGAGAUGGGUCAGAGAAUGUUUGAUGUUAAUGUUUGGGGCGUCGUGCGAGUAACGCAGACUUUUGCGCCUCUUGUGGUCAAUGCCAAAGGAACGGUCGUGAAUAAUGUGUCGACGGCUGCGCGCGUGGGAUUACCAUAUCAAGCCGCGAUUCGACUCAUGAGUGAAACGUUGGCACUGGAGAUGAAACCACUGGGUGUGAAAGUGGUGAUUGUCAUCACGGGUAAUAUCCGGACGCGAUGGUUUGUCAACUCACCGAGACUUGAGUUGCCAGAGGGAUCUUAUUACUCUUCCAUUGUAGAUCGGAUUGAGAUCUUUGCGAGGGGAGAGCAGGGCCAUCCGCAGAUGGAGUCCAAGGUUUAUGCGGAGAAAGUGGUGGGUGAUGUCCAUGGUGGGGCGAAAGAGACGAUAUGGCGAGGAGCGCAGUCGACUAUUGUUAGAAUUGCCAUGGCUGUUAUUCCGACUUGGUUAUUGGUAACGGUAAAAGUGCCGCCUCGGGAAGUCAUCGGCUCCCGGAGCGAACAUGAGCAGCUCCCUGAGCAGCCUGAUCGCUCACCCUAA
Molecule: messenger RNA, 846 nt
Organism: Penicillium daleae
Lineage: Eukaryota; Fungi; Ascomycota; Eurotiomycetes; Eurotiales; Aspergillaceae
Product: oxidoreductase
Exons: 3
Coding region: 1-846 (281 amino acids)
Biological process (GO): phosphatidic acid biosynthetic process; triglyceride catabolic process
Cellular component (GO): endoplasmic reticulum; lipid droplet
Molecular function (GO): acylglycerone-phosphate reductase (NADP+) activity; triacylglycerol lipase activity
Source: RefSeq, a predicted model, not a curated record